Messenger RNA from Austrofundulus limnaeus, 4192 nucleotides. RefSeq names its product DDHD domain containing 2 (gene ddhd2). Gene Ontology annotation, molecular function: metal ion binding; protein binding; glycerophospholipase activity. Gene Ontology annotation, cellular component: cytoplasm; COPII-coated ER to Golgi transport vesicle. Bases 182 to 2575 code for a protein of 797 amino acids. The record is from RefSeq and is a predicted model, not a curated record. The transcript has 19 exons. NCBI's taxonomy places the organism in Eukaryota, Metazoa, Chordata, Actinopteri, Cyprinodontiformes, Rivulidae.
UCUUUUUUCCGAGUUUACUUGAAUCUGUCUUGGCAGCAUUUGAGGAGGCUGUCCUUGGGUAGCAAUGCUAGCUAAAGCUAGCUAAAACAACGAGUAUAAACCAUUCGUUUAAGUCAAUGGGAAGUCGUCGAUUCUGUGACUGCCACCCAGCCGUCGGGUAAAAGUGCCCAGGGUCGGGCUAAUGUCAUCCAGUCAGGUGGACAAGGGGGSUGUCUCUCAGGCUGCCCCAAACAACAACACCCUGGACCCGUUUGAUAACCCCUGUCAAACUGCAGGGGUAUGCAGCACACCUGAGGCACAGGUUUUGCCUGUGUCGGGUGAGGCRUCUCCUUCUUCCACAUUCUCUUUUGAGAUGGUUGACAUGGAAUCAGUUCCACCUCCGUACCAAGAAGUGCAACCUCACUGGUUCUUCUGUCGUCGAGCUGAUGACAACACCUUCUGGAUUCCUUUCAGCAGAGAGGACUCUGACAAGCUAGAGAAUGCUUUGAACUCUGUAACAAAUAAGGAGGAUGUGGUGGUGGCUGUKGAUGGGGAACGAUAUGAUGUACAUGUUAAGGAGAGGAAGCGUUACKCUGUGUAUUGGGAGCAGGCUCCCACUGAGGUCCGCCGCUGCACCUGGUUCUACAAAGGUGAUAAAGACACCAGAUUCAUGCCUUACCCCGAGGAUUUCAGCACCAGUCUGGAGGAAGCCUACAUGAUAGCUGUGACUUUGGAUGAAUGGAAACGGAAACUAGACUUUCCCACCGGUGAGACUGUCAUCUUACACAAUCCUAAGCUGAUAAUGCAGUAUCAGCCAAUUGGACUGCAGGAUGACUGGGUUUCCUCCCCCUCAGAGCAAACACGACCUCGCACAGUCAAGAGGGGAGUUGAUGACAUCUCUGUAGAAAUACCUGAUGGUGAACCAGAGAAUGUGGACCACCUUGUUUUUAUGGUGCAUGGCAUUGGACCUGCCUGUGACUUGCGCUUCAGGUCUAUUAUACAGUGUGUAAAUGACUUCAGGAGUGCUUCAUUGUCUCUCCUGGCCUCACAUUACAAGUUGGCUCAGCAGGAUGGCCAGGUGGGCAAAGUGGAGUUCCUCCCUGUUAACUGGCACAGUGCUCUGCAUGGAGAUGCUACUGGAGUGGAUGAGGACAUACAGAGGAUCACUCUACCCAGCAUCAGUAGGUUGAGACAUUUCACCAACGACACACUUUUGGACCUAUUUUUCUACAACAGCCCCACCUACUGUCAGACCAUAGUGGACACGGUGGCCUCAGAGAUCAACCGGUUGCACGCCCUCUUUAAGCAGCGACACCCAGAGUUCAAUGGGGCGGUUUCUGUGGCAGGACACAGCCUGGGUUCUUUGAUCCUGUUUGACCUGUUAACCAAUCAGAGGAAUGCAUCCCGAUCAAGAGAGGGGGCACCUUCUGGAGRUUCUAGAAUGAACAGUGACACAUUGGAGCAGACACUGACCAGACUGGGUCUUCACCAAUACCUGAGUACGCUGCAGGCAGAAAACCUUGACCUGGAAUCUCUGGCUCUCUGCCAAGACAGUGAUCUUCGAGAUAUAGGAAUCCCGCUUGGACCUCGGAAGAAGAUCUUGAAYUACAUCAAGAGAAAGUGGCUUCCUGAGGACUGUAAGGUAUCUGCAGCACAUCAAGGACAGGAAUCUCAAGUUCCACCGAAUGUGACCAGUGGUGGUAACCAGUCUUCAGAAUCGACAUUCCCGCAGUCGCACUUCCACAGAGCGCAGUCCGUCACCAGUGCAGUGGACUAUGAAUACUUCGAUGUCGGCAUCGGACAGGUAUCUAUUGAUUACCCUCAGCUAGCAUUCCACCCUCAGACAUUUUUUGCUUUUGGCUCUCCUAUUGGAAUGUUUCUGACUGUACGUGGACUGAAACGCAUCGAUCCAAACUACUCCUUCCCAACUUGCAAAAGCUUUUACAACAUCUACCACCCAUAUGACCCUGUUGCUUAUCGGAUAGAGCCAAUGAUUGUUUCAGAAGUGGAUGUGGAGCCAAUGCUAAUACCUCACCACAAAGGCCGAAAGAGGAUGCAUCUGGAAAUAAAAGACAGCUUCACCAGGAUGAGUAUGGAUUUGAAGAACAAUGUGCUGGGGUCCUUACGGACAGCRUGGCUGUCCUUUACUAGGCUACCAGUUGCUGCACUGCCGCCAGUGGAGGAAGGUGGAACUACAAAUGAGACAAACGCUCRGAGUCAGGAAGCACAAGCCUCAGCAGCUGGUGCUGCUUCUGCUAAGAGAGAGGACAAAAGUGCUGAUAUUUGGACUAAAAUACUGGAGUGGCSAAAGGCCCUUGAAAAUCAUUACUUAAAAGCUCCAGCAGCAGAAGUGGAGGCUGAGUCCUCAGUGUCAGCAGAGCAGAUGGAGCAGCCUGAAAUAAAAAUGGGGAUGCUGAACGGAGGACGACGGAUCGACUACGUGCUUCAGGAAAAACCCAUUGAGAGCUUCAACGAGUACUUGUUUGCCAUCCAGUCUCAUCUCUGCUACUGGGAAUCUGAGGACACAGCUCUGCUGCUGCUGAAGGAAAUAUACGACAAGCUUGGUGUGGCUUUGGAGCAGCCACAGCAGUGCUGAACUUGUAUGAAUGUAGAUUUGCUUUCAUGACAUUGAUCUGAAAAUGAAGGACGUCUGAYAGAGCCAGAGAUGGGACAAUCUUCUCCUGAAUGCCUUUCUGCCUGUGUGUCACUGACUGCCACAGUCCCUGCUCCUCUCACACAGGAAACAUUUAGUGGAGGGACGGCUUUUUGCUGUUUCCGCUGUUUGGAUGAAGUUUUGAUAGUUUUUUAAGGUCCGAUAACCCAUAAACUCAUAGCACUUUUUGGUGAGUUCUUUUGCUUUGAUUUGCACUUUCACCUUCACUGAGCUAAUGUUGGAAUAAACAAAAGAUUGUAAUUACCAGGGAAAAAAAACACCUUCUGUGCUCAUUAAAAUUGAAUGCACUGCAUGUCACAUUGAAAUUAUUUUCAGUUGGUAUUUCCUUUGCAUCUCAGGAAAGAAAAAGUUUAAAAUUACAAUCUGAUCUUUAAAAUUCAAAUUAUUUUAAGUGGAUCUUUAUAAAGAACUAGUUAAAGAUUUUUUUGAUUUUCUAAUGAGGAAAAUGAAGGUGGAUGUUUUGUCUGUUACAAAUUUCAAUGAGGGCAGAUUUAUUUCUUCUCCUCUGGCACUGAAGCAACUUGAUAACCAAAGCUGCCACUCACAUUUGUGCAAUAAUAUAAUAUUAUAUGUUUUUAUCUUUUAAUUUUACAUAGUCCUUGGUGUUCACUUUGCCUUCUUAUCCCAGCUUGAUUUAAUUAUAAUCUGUGUUCUGUUUGUCAUAUGUAUCAUAACUGAAGUAAUUCUCUGAAUGACUUGCUGAAGCAGAAAUAAACAAAUGCAGAUUCAUUAACAGGCAACAGGGUUGUCUGCACUAUCCUGUGUGUAAAGUAUGUAAACCAAGUUUAUUAGUUUCUGUUUACAGUCCAUAACUCCACUAUAUAAAAUAUUCUGAAACCGACUAUGAUUUAAUGUGUAAAUCCCUUUCUUUUAUGUCAUCUUGGGGUUACAUCAUAAUAAUAUAUCUGGUUUGUUUUUUUUGUUUUUAAUGUUUAGUCACCAAAUUUUUCUGUCUGUACUGAAUGCACUUUUUUUUUGGACACUCUUGUCCUUAUCAGCAUUCAGAUACUUUUCAUAUAUAAAAGAAUAAAAGCAAAUGAAAAAAUAUUCAGAAAUAUUUAGUUGUUUCACUUUAUACCUGUCAUUAUUUUCUAAGCAUAUUUCAGUGUGUCAGUGUUAUGAAAUAAUUUGGUUCUGUACAUCAGCUACAUAAGCUUUUCAGAACACUUAAUUUUUUUUGUUUGUAUAAUUUAAAAUGUACUGGUUGUACACAUUUAGGGGACUUAAGUCCUUCACCAAAGCUCUAGACGAUUUGUUUGCAUCCCAUAUUCUGGGUGUAGCAAUUUAUAAAUCAUGGGGUCCUUUUCAUCUAACUGCAAAGAUUUAACAAUGUUGUUUUGAACAUCAUUAUUGUCUGCAAAUUUCACUGUCAUAAAAUGUAACAGCAGGAUAUUAAUAUCCCUGACAUUUUUUUUUUCAUUUUCACCAGGCAUUUGAUAAUAAUGUGUUGAUUUAACCAAAAUUAAAGAAUUUCUCUGAAUACAUAGCUUGUAAAGAUGGUUACAUGUUUUAUGUGCCAUAAUAAAAUAAUUACUUGUG